Molecule: messenger RNA, 4793 nt
Organism: Trichoplusia ni (cabbage looper)
Lineage: Eukaryota; Metazoa; Arthropoda; Insecta; Lepidoptera; Noctuidae
Product: organic cation transporter protein
Exons: 3
Coding region: 328-1977 (549 amino acids)
Biological process (GO): transmembrane transport
Cellular component (GO): membrane
Molecular function (GO): transmembrane transporter activity
Source: RefSeq, a predicted model, not a curated record
UUAGAUUAUAGUUGCUUCGCCAAUUAUAGAGCUAGAUAGAGGCUCCUGUGUAUUACGGCGUUAGCAACAAUUGCCGAACUGGCAGGUAUGUCCGACGGAGAUAAGAGGUUAGGUUUUUUCGCGCGAUUGCGGUAACCGACCCGCGGUCGGCGCCUCGACGCGACGAUUGCCAUCCAUUCGCUCGUCCGCCGGCACGCACGCUUGGCGUUCGCCUGCACUACUCACGCCGCCGCGCGUUCGACAUAACUCUACCAUCAAUGGUGUUUGUGAAUAUCGUUACAGAAUUUUGUCAAACCAAGUACUGCGCCGGGAACCACCGCCACAAUCAUGGACAAGGAUCACGCUUUAGAGGAAAUGAUGGGAAAGCUCGGUGACUUCGGGCGAUACCAAUGUUUCCAGUUCAUCCUUCAUAUCUUGGCAGCGAUGACAGCUGGCAUGCACAUGCUGUCUCUAGUCACUGUCGCGGCGGUACCAGAACAUAGAUGUUACCUGCCAGGAGUAGAUACUGCAAAUCACACGGAACCUUGGAACUCUUCACUAGUUCUAGCUGCCAUUCCUAUAAACGAGCACGGGAAGCUUGAGUCAUGUCGAAUGUACGGCGAAAACAAAACAUUAGUCGAUUGCGAAUCUUUUGUUUACGAUACUCAGUUCUAUUCUUCGUCGCGGGGGAUUGAGUGGGAUUUCGUAUGCAGUCGGCGAUGGAUGGGAGCCUCUGCCCAAACCGCCUACAUGUUUGGCGUAAUUGCUGGUUCCCUCAUAUUUGGACGAAUGUCUGACAAGUUCGGAAGAAAAACUGCCUUCCUUUGGGCCGGAAUCCUGCAGCUCCUCUUUGGCGCCUCUGUUGCCUUCGCUUCUGAUUACUACACAUUCAUGGGACUUCGAUUCCUCUAUGGAAUAUUUGGAUCGGGUUCAUACAUUGCCGGUUUUGUGUUAACAAUGGAGAUAGUUGGUCCAAGCAAGCGCACUAUUUGCGGAGUUACGUUCCAAAUUAUGUUUGCUAUCGGAAUUAUGUUAUUGGCCGCUUGGGGAUACUUAAUAGAUAAUCGAUUCUAUUUACAAUUAGUAUAUGCAGCACACGCCUUAGUCCUACUUCCUCAUUGGUUACUUAUGGAUGAAUCCCCUAGGUGGCUAUGGGCGCAAGGUCGUGCUCGUGAAUCUGUCGCCAUUAUAGAAAAGGCUUUGAAAUUCAACGGAUCUACUGACCCGAUAGACACCCCCGCGCUAGUAUCCCACUGCAAGGCCACGUGUGCUAAGUAUACAGACGAACACUCCGCUGGAACGACUGACUUGUUUAAGACGCCAAAAAUGCUACAAAAAACUUUAAUUAUUUGCGGAUGUUGGUUUGUUAACUCUGUUGUAUACUACGGGCUCUCUCUUAACACUGGCAAACUGAACGGGAAUCCUUACUUCCUUAUGUUCUUAAUGGGAGUUGUGGAAUUGCCAAGCUACAUUCUAAUUGUGUACUUCUUGGACCGCGUCGGACAUAGAGCUCUUAUCAGUACCAUGAUGUUGUUGGGAGGGAUCGCUUGUCUAGUCAUUGUCGCUCUACCUCAUGGCUCUACAUCUACCACAGGGGUGGUAAUGGUAGGAAAACUUUUUAUAUCAGGCUCUUAUUCAAUAAUUUACAAGUAUUCGGCUGAGCUUUUCCCAACAGUGGUCCGUAGUUCUGGAGUAGGUCUUGGCAGUAUGUGCGCUAGUGUGUCAGGAGCUUUGACACCUCUCAUCAAUCUGUUGGAUACUUUAAAUCCUAAGAUACCUACCAUACUUUUUGGUUUCCUUGCCUUGUUAUCAGGAUUUUCAACCUUUUUCUUGCCAGAAACGAUCGGUAGGAACUUACCUCAGUCUUUGGAAGACGGAGAAAAGUUUGGUGUCGGUGACACAUGUUUUACAAACUGCAGCGGUCGAAGAAUGAGCACAGACUCGGCGGAACUCCCGGAGACAAUGGUGCCGUUAGAAGUUAUGGAGAAGAAACCGUAAAAACAAUUGUAUUUUGACGUCAGUAUGUAAUGACUCAACUUGGAAAGCGACUUAAAGUCUUGAAACUAUUUAAUAAUUGUAGACAGCGAAUACUUACUAACAGUUAAGAUAGGCAACACGGCUAUUUUGUAAUGCUUUAAACUCUUAACGAAAUAUUACCUUUGUACGUAAAUCUUGCAUUUGAUGACUCUUGCUCAAUAUUUUAUACAUUUACUAAACGCUUUAUCUAACAACUGUGAACUUUCUUGUUUUAUAUUCACUGUUACUGCUAUGCGAAGAACGCAUGCAUAUACUUUAGAUAUAAGGUGAUACGUAAAUAGACUUAUAUUUAUUUAAAUUGUCUAGUCAAGUGUUAAUAACAAGCAUUUCAGUUUUGUCAAAACAGGUUUGCUUUAGACUGGAUAAUUGUUCUACUAACAACUAGUUAUUAUGUUGUGGAAAAAUAUAAGUGGUAGUACCUAGGUAUACAACUAAUAGAUGUUAAAACAAUUAAGUACAACUUAAAAUUAACACACGACGCAUGUAUAUGUCUGGAUGUACCAGCUAAAUAUAUGCUUGUGUGUACUACAUACUUAGUUUAGGUACUUAGUACAAUCUUAAUGGUACUUAUAUAAAUUGAAAAAUAGUUAAAAAGACCGAAAAAAAAACAGGUUCGUGGCAUCAGUUGACUUAUAAAGUAAGCAAAAUAGAGAGUUCUGAGAACCUACUAAUUUGCAAAAUAACGGAAUCAUAAGAGCUUUUAAUGGUAAUAUUAUAUAUAAUGUAAUCGCACAGACAGGAAGAUUUAUUAUAAACAAGAUAUUACACCAUUUAACCUUUUUUUCUCGUGUCCAAGACAAUGUUAAUAAGUCAAUGAUCUAAACUUAAUAACAUACUUAGCGGUUAAUUAUUUUUUUAAUGUGAUGGGAUCACUGCCCAUUAAAUGGGUUUUCGAACUUAUCAAUCUUAAUUGAAUUUUAGACAUCGAUUAUCAUAUUAAUCGUUGUCGCAAUGUAAUCGACUGAUGUCAUCAUUUUACUUACCUAGUCAACAUGGCUAAAUAAUAAUUAAAUAAAAUCUAUUUCGAAUCCAUUUCUUGUCACUGCCAGUUGGUGCUUGAUUUUUUUUAAAAACCAAUAAAAGCAUCACAAGAUUAAUUUAUUGAAUAAGAUAUAACUUACUUUAGGAUACUUAGCAGAGUUAAGUUAACACGCAUAAAAGUCAUUUAUGUGUAUCUAAGAUUAAAAAACAGGAACAGUCACGUACACCCUGUAUUUUAAAAUUGUAUAUUUAAAAACUGCAAGGAAAAUAAUGUGUUCAAUGCUUAAGAGUUUUUCAUUUUUCUAUUGUUUUAUAUUUUUAUAACUAUACACGUUAAUAUAAACGUAUCAUUGAGUACACUCGUAAGAUAUUACAAACUGACCACCUAUCAACUCACAUGUUUCAUUUUAUUUAUGUAAAUUACGACAUUCUACACUUCGAAUACACCGGUCGCAUACCUAUGAAGUUUCUAUAAAGAGUAGAAUUUAAAUAGCUUUAGCCAGUUCUAUAAUGCUUUACCUAUUACUGAAUUAAGAAACUACAGAUUCUGUUAAAUGUACGUAUGUAUUAUGAAUCAAUGUGUUAUAAUCAUUGUAUUGAUAAAUACGGAUGUCAAUUAGCUAAGAGCAAGUGAUAAAUAAUGUCAAGUAAUUAGUUAAUUAGAAGACUAACAGAUAGAGUACCUAUAUACCUACUUAUUUUAACAAUUCUCUAAGUAUUACUAAGAAAUACAGUGAGGGAUAGUCAAUCUAAACUGCCAAAACGCUAAUUAAUAUAGGUACCUAUCUAAGUAAUAAAAUUGCCAACAUCAAGACUGAAAAUGUUCAAAUACAUAAAUUAUGUUACAAUACUGAUAAGGCUAUACCAAGGGCCUGCCGUCACUCAAUAAAUAAUAAUCAUUAAACUUGUCAAAGAGCGCCGUGUAGCGCGCUGUAACACUUUCACGAGUGCAAUAAUGUUGUUAUAACAUGUGGUGGCAAGGUCCCUGAAUUAGACAAACAUCACAGUUUUUACUAGGAUUUAUAAUUUUUCUUACUUAAAGCUAACGAUUUGUUGGUACCAGUGUGAAGAACUAAGAUAACAAAAGAACUUAUUAUAUUAGGUAGCAUGCGAUGCAUUUUUGUAUACAUUUUUACUGUAUGUAAGAUUGAACAAUCAGAAAUUAUUUUUCGAUUAUCUUACAAUUUUAUCAAUAUCAUAAUAAUUUUCCCUAUGUACGUAAUUUAUAUCUUCAGAUCUUACUUAACGUUUCUAAGGAACCUUAACGAUUUAUAAAGUUGUUAUACGUUUUAUUACCUUACUUUGUAGAAGUUAUAGUCAUGAGUCUUUUAUGUAUAAAUAUUAAUAUGUUCUCGACUGUUUCCUUAUUGACACUGAGAUAGAACUUUGCUAUUUUCUCAGAUAUUACGCUUAAGACCCACAAAUUGCCGGCAGAAACCUUGUCGCAUUAAGGACCUCACGUAAAAAUAAGCUCUAAAACGGCUUGCAACAUAAAUUAACUGUCAAUUUACGACCUCAAUAUUGUGAGUUGGUGACUGUUAGCAAUAUGCGGGGAUUAUAGUUUUUUGACAAUAUGUGAGGAAUAAAUGAUAACGGUUAUUUUUUCGUUUAAUUACUGAUACACAUAAUAAAUGUUUUCAAAUUCUUACAAGCCUUAAAUAUUUCACAGGUCAAAUUCAAACUCUCUAAUUUUAUUUCGUUUAUUUUUAAGUUUUGAUAGACAUUUCAACGUUAUCACGAAAAGAGUAAGUAUCAAAAUCCAUGGUGUACACGAAUUAAAUAAACGUAUUUUAAUA